AUGGUCGAAGUUCAAGAGGUGCCUGAAGGUCAUGAUGAAUAUUCUGACGAGCAUUCAGAUAACGACGACACUAGCUCUUUAGACUCGGGUUCUUCUGAAGAACCUGAAUCUCUUUCAGAACGAUUAGCAGCUUUACGUGAUAUUGUACCAGAAGAGACGCGUGAAUCGAUAGCAAAUAAUGUUUCAACAUUAGCGGGCUUUGGCUUGAAAACUGCACGAUUUCUAGGAAAUGUAUUUUGGGUUUUAACCACUUCUGCCAUAAUUUUGGUUUUACCUUUAGCGCUGGAACUUGAAAAAGAGCAUCAAAUUAUCCAACUUGAAAAUGAACAAAAAGCCUUAAUGAGUGGUCAACCUAGCAAUCCUUAUGGACAACCAGGCCAAAUAAGUCCUUUUGGAGCGCCGGGACAACCCCAACAACAGCGAAUGUUGCCUCCCGGAUUUAACUAG
Cetraspora pellucida is the source of this 447-nucleotide messenger RNA. NCBI's taxonomy places the organism in Eukaryota, Fungi, Glomeromycota, Glomeromycetes, Diversisporales, Gigasporaceae. The record is from the annotation of a GenBank genome assembly.